Molecule: messenger RNA, 3271 nt
Organism: Hypoxylon fragiforme
Lineage: Eukaryota; Fungi; Ascomycota; Sordariomycetes; Xylariales; Hypoxylaceae
Exons: 2
Coding region: 297-3035 (912 amino acids)
Molecular function (GO): 5'-flap endonuclease activity; crossover junction DNA endonuclease activity
Source: RefSeq, a predicted model, not a curated record
UUUGAAUCUACUAACCUAACUACUGUACCUAAUAGUAUGUACACUAAAAAUGAACUUUCACAACUCAACUACACUACGUAAUACUGAUCCGAGUCGUAACCCUUGCUAUCGUAUUCGUCUAGAACUUCUACGUUCCUAGUAUGCAAGAAUACAAUACUUGAGCUUCAAUUGUUAUUGCUAUUGUGAUUUUUGUUUUCAUUUUGCUUACCUCAGUGCAAAUUGGAUAACUGCCCAGGUGGACUUGGAGAUAGAAACUCCCCAUGGCAAUGAGCUAACCUGAUUUAAAAUUAUUCAUAAUGGGCAUCAAAGGGAUAUACAAGGAGAUCGGCGCUGGCAAACGAAUAUCCUUAACCAAACUCGCUGUCCAGAAGCUCGAGGAAACAGGCCGGCCGCUACGAAUUGCUAUAGAUUUCUCAAUAUGGCAGUUUCAAGUCCAAGCAGCACGUGGCGGAUCAAACCCCGCUAUCCGGACAUUAUUCUAUCGGCUUCUGAGACUACUUGGCACUUCAAUUCAGCCCAUAUUCGUCUUCGAUGGUCCGAACAAGCCAACUUUCAAAAGAAAUAAACGCUCUGGUCGCGGUGAUGGCGUCGCUACCGCCAUGGCCAAACGACUUAUCAGGUUAUUUGGUUUCCCAGCCCACGACGCCCCCGGAGAAGCAGAGGCCGAAUGUGCGCUUUUGCAACUAACAGGUAUUGUGGAUGCAGUGCUCAGCGAGGAUGUCGACACCAUCAUGUUUGGCUGCACCCGGACACUGAGAAAUUGGUCUUCCGAAGGUACCAGGGGAAGCAAGACUCCAACUCAUGUCUCUAUGUACGAAACAGAAGAGUUAGAGAAGAACGGUACCGGUUUAGAUCGAGAAGGGAUGGUCUUGGUGGCGCUGAUGAGCGGUGGCGAUUACCUCCCUGAAGGUAUUCCCGGUGCUGGUGUGAAGCUUGCCUGUGAAGCUGCUCGGGCUGGGUUCGGCAAGUCUCUGUGUAGGCUGAAAAAGGCCGACACAUCUGAAUUGGCCAGUUGGAAGGAAUACUUGACUUUCGAAUUGCGGCAUAACGAAAGCGGCUUCUUCAGAACGAGGCAUAAAGCGUUAUGUGUGCCUGACAGUUUUCCGAAUCUUGAGGUUCUGAGAUAUUACACUCAUCCGGUGGUAUCCCCUGCGUCGACCCUCGAUAGACUGAGGAACCAGCGCUGGGAUAAACCAGUGGACGUGCAGGGGCUACGCGAAUUUGUUCGCGAAACUUUUGAUUGGAAUUAUCGAAUCGGUGCCGUUAAGUAUAUCAGGGUUCUGGCCCCAUGCUUGCUGGUCCGGAAAAUGAUGUCUCGGACCAUCCAACCUGACCACCAGGCGAAAGCCAUAGAAAUUCUUCAGAGGGAAGAAUCAGAACUAGUUCAGUCGAUCACAAGCAGACGAGCCCAUUUCAGUACGGAUGCCACUCCAGAGUUGCGUAUAUCAUUCAUACCAACCAAUAUCGUUGGGUAUGCUUUUCAGGAAGAACCCGACGAAGUGAUCGAGUAUGGACGGGAAGGCCUGGCUCUCAAUAGUGAUGAUGAAUUUGAGGCUUUAGGUGACGAAGAGGGGACAGAAGCUGUGGCGAAAAGCAACAGCAAAAAGCCGUUUGAUCCCACCGAAUCCGAUCUACUCUGGAUCCCAGAGACCGUAGCUAAGCUGGGCAUUCCCAUCACAGUUGAGGAAUGGGAAGAAGCACAGCGUGCAAAAGUGACAGCCCGCCAAAAGCCCAGGGCUGUUAAGCAAGCUACUAAACGAAAGGGGAAAUCUAGUGGUGCCGAUGCUGGUGCCAGUGCCAGUACUGGUGCCCUAGACAAGUUCGUUAAAAUAACGAAGAAUGUAUCGAAAAUUAUAGAUACCAACAAGGACAUCGCAUCAGCCCCUAAUAAUUCUUUACUACCCUCCAAUACCAAAAUCAACAGCCCUCUUAGCGUCUCUGUGGUGUCACUCAGCAAAGCAACGCCAAAAAGACGGCCUAGUAAGCUAACCACCACCACCGCCACCAACAUCAAGUCUAAUUCGAAAAAAGGAGAUGCGUCAAGACCAGGCCCAAACACUAGUAUCAAUCCCUGGACGAUUGCUAGCACACGCCGCAGUUCCAGAACCACCCGCGCGAGUAAUACCAAAUCCAAUAACCCAGCUUCUGAGACUAUUCUCAUAUCUUCCAGUCCCCCUGUAUCGCCUGCUGCGCGUCGCCGUUCUCCCGUAAACCUGCAAACCCAGGACCGCCCAUUAACAGAAGACGACAAUGCAGGUUCCAAAGCCGUGCCUUGUUCCCCGCCACCAAGCCCCCACAAGCGAAGGUCCGUCACACCUACCGGAUCUUCAGCUGAAGAGUGUGAGGAUAGCCCGCCAGGUCGUCGACACGCAAUCGUCAGAGCGCUGAGCCCCUCGCCGAAAUCGAGCGAGAAGAAACCUCGGCGUAAAUUGGCAAGGACUGAGUCUAUGCCCGCUAGGCACAACACACAGGAGUCACCGACUACGACUAAGCGACAUUUUGCACGAGCGCGGACAGUGACUGUUGAGGUAUCGCUGACUGAGUCUGGCGGGGAGGAGGAAGGGGGGGAGGAGCUUCCACCACUUAGCGCCAUUAUCGGCAGACUCCCCCGAGGAGAGGUAAAAGGGAAGGGGAAGGACGUUAAUGUACUACCUAAUAAUCCUCUGGUCCCAGUAUCCCUUGAUACACUACUGCUACCACUAUCACCACCGCCGUCAGACCGUAUCUCAUCCCAGCAGGACCCCACAGCCGAGAAGCAGAAGAACGAGAAACAACCAAAUUCGACUCUCGACACCUCCACGGGGAAAGGAAUGACCAAGGUCUACAUCCCACGCAAGAGCGAGCCGGGAUUCUUCCGGGAAGUCGAGGUCCCAGUUGAUGAGGCGGAUGAGUUUUUGCUGCGGCAGAAUACUAUUACUACCAGCACUAAUAGUACCAAGGCACGGGCUGCGGGGGUCAAUGGCGGUGGGAGAAGAGCGCCGGCGGCUUGGAGACGUAGCGAUGUCGAGUGUAUUGACUUGACGGGUGUGGAUUAGUUCGUAUAAGGGAGAAAAGAAGAGGAGGACAAAUUGGGGUAAUCGGAGUUUCAUUUCCAUUAUCGGGAUGGGAUGGGAUGAACUGCAUAUAGGUCGGGAACUUAAAAGGAUAGUGGUAUGGCAUCAUCAGAAUAUACAUGAAGAAUACAUACAAACAAAGAUGAAUGGAUAGACAAGAUGAACGACUGUAAUACAAUAUGUAUGUAGGCUAAUAUAACCCUAUGUCUACUGAGAAA